Molecule: messenger RNA, 1320 nt
Organism: Uloborus diversus
Lineage: Eukaryota; Metazoa; Arthropoda; Arachnida; Araneae; Uloboridae
Product: sorbitol dehydrogenase-like
Exons: 8
Coding region: 222-1256 (344 amino acids)
Biological process (GO): D-sorbitol catabolic process
Molecular function (GO): zinc ion binding; L-iditol 2-dehydrogenase (NAD+) activity
Source: RefSeq, a predicted model, not a curated record
UUUUGCGGGGAAAUAAAAGUUCUGGCGAAGAUGUAUCUUUUAAACUAUUCUUCAUAUCUAAACUUUAAACGUUUCAAGAGCACUUCUUUGUUGUACUUAGACUACAAAUAUGAAAUUGGGACUGAUAUAGAGUGUGCGAGAGGCGUGUAUCGAAAGUCUUCUGUCCUAUCAGUCGCGAUGAGCGAUAAGCUCUUCCCCUUUGCUGUCACUAAAAAAGGAGAAUGGCUGCUAAAAACCUGAACGUUGUUUUGAAGCAGAAAGGCCAGCUAGUUUUGGAGGACCGUCCUAUUCCGACACCAGGUCCCGAUGAGGUCCUGGUUCGGAUCCAUUCCGUGGGCAUCUGUGGGUCUGAUGUGCACUUCUGGAAGAAUGGAAGAGUGGCGCACUUUGUGGUGGAGAACAUCGUUCUGGGGCACGAAGCCAGUGGCACUGUGGUGGGGGUGGGCUCUCGAGUCCACACUCUGAAGACAGGUGACCGAGUGUGCUUGGAACCUGGGGGUGCUUGCCACCUGUGCGAGUUUUGCAAAGGGGGCCACUACAACCUGUGUCCCCAGGGGGCCCAACAGGUGGAUGGCUCCAUGUGCCAUUAUUACGUGCAUCCUGCCAGUUUGUGCUUCAAGUUGCCAGACAACGUGACCUUGGAACAGGGGGCGCUGGUGGAGCCCCUGGCUGUCGCUGUGCACACCUGUAGGCGUGCUUCUGUCUCUCCUGGAAAAACCAUUCUCAUCACCGGCUCUGGUGCCAUUGGUUUGUGCAAUCUUUUAAUUGCCAGAGCAUUUGGAGCCACAAAAAUCAUUAUGACUGACAUCUGCCCUGGUCGUCUGGAGUUGGCUAAGAAGCUGGGGGCCACUCAUCAGGUGUGCGUGAGAGACAAAAGCGAAGAACUGGUCUCGGAGGAGAUCAAGUGUCUGUUGGGGGGUUGCCCAGACAUCACUCUCGAGUGUUCCGGAGCCCAGAGCUGCAUCCAGUUGUCCCUGAAGGUGACAAAGUCCGGAGGGACCGUGGUCCUGGUGGGCCUGGGGUCCCCCGAAGUGACCUUGCCAAUGCCAGAGGUCGUCAACCGAGAGCUGGAAGUGAGGGGCGUGUUUCGCUACACCGACUGUUACCCCACGGUCCUGGGGCUCCUGUCCUGCGGGGCCCUGGACGUGGGGCCCCUCAUGACUCAUCGCUUCGGGAUCCAGGAUGCGGAGGAGGCCUUCAGGGUCUCCCAAGGGGGGCUGGAGGGGGCAGUCAAGGUGCUGGUUGGCUGCGAGUAGAGAGGUUUCACCUUGUCCUUUUGCCCUCCAAAUCUCCGUUAUUACAAUCAUGUACCGAAUUAAA